AUCCGUGAACUCCGGAGAGCGCACGAAAACGACCACCGACCAGCAACCUUGCACGUGCAAGCGUGCGAGCGUGCGAGUAUGCGGGUCUCCUUUAAAGAGCGCAGCUACACACUUGCGCGUCACUGGAGGAUUCUGCGACGUCAUCAGGCUUGCGGCUCGUGAAUUUUGACGGCUCGGACUGUUGUCCUUCACGUUCACUCGGUUCGUGUGCCCAUUCCUCCGGCUCCACGAGCUUUUACUGGCCCACCAGCGCAUGGACGUGAGAGGCGCGAAUCAGCCACGCGACACCGCCGCCACCUCCCGCAGCCCCGGAGAUCGGUGCUGAGAGCGGAUUGGCUGCUGCUCCAGGGCGUAGAGCAGAGCGAGCGGCUCCGAUUGGCCCGUGAGGGAUGGCGGCGGACGCCGCUGCGCGACGUCGUCGUCGUUUCCUGAUGGUGUUCGACUUCGACGAGACGCUGGCGAACGAGAGCAGCGACGACGCGGUGGUUCGCGCGGCGCCGGGGGGACAGCAGCUCCCCGAUUGGCUGCGGGCGCAGUACCGGGAGGGCCGCUACAACGAGCACAUGCAGCGCGUCAUGGCGUGGCUCGGCCAGCAGGGGGCGACGGAGGACGCCGUCCGCGCCGAGAUCCAGAACAUCCCCGAGACGCCGGGCCUCGCGGCGCUGCUGGACUUCCUGCGCGCGCACGCGGACGACUUCGAGUGCGUGGUGAUGUCCGACGCCAACGCCUACUUCAUAGAGGCGUGGCUAGAGCAUACCGGCGCCCGGCAACUCUUCCUGGAGAUCUUCACUAACCCCGCCCACUUCGACGCCGCCUCCGGCCGCCUGGUGCUCGCCCCCUUCCACGCCCACGCCUGCCCCCGUUGCCCCGACAACAUGUGUAAACAGCGCAUCCUGCGGGACUUCCUGGAGGCUCGGCGUAGCGGGCGUAGCGGGCAUCAGGAGCGUAGCGGCGGGCAUCAGGAGCAUCAGGAGCAUCAGGAGCGUAGCGACGGGCAUCAGGAGCAUCAGGAGCGUAGCGACGGGCAUCAGGAGCGUAGCGAGCGUAGCGGAGGGCAUCAGGAGCAUCAGGAGCAUCAGGAGCGUAGCGACGGGCAUCAGGAGCGUAGCGAGCGUAGCGGAGGGCAUCAGGAGCAUCAGGAGCGUAGCGACGGGCAUCAGGAGCGUAGCGACGGGCAUCGGGAGCGGGCGUACGAGCGCGUGUUCUACGUUGGCGACGGCGCUAACGACGUGUGCCCGUGUCUGGCGCUGGAGACGCAGGACGUGGCGUUCGCCCGCCGGGACUUCCCCAUGCACCGCCUCCUCACCGCCGACGACACCCACGACACACACACACACACACACACACACACACACACACACACACGCACCGCUGCCACCGUGCAGCCGUGGAGCUCUGGACACGACGUGGUGCAGUACCUGCAGAGAGCACUGGAGGAGAGAUAGAGCAGAGGAGAGAUAGAGGAGAGGAGAGGAGAGGGGGAUAGAGGA
Sardina pilchardus (European sardine) is the source of this 1490-nucleotide messenger RNA. Its product is annotated as probable phosphatase phospho1. The transcript has 2 exons. The coding region runs from base 390 to 1445 and encodes 351 amino acids. Gene Ontology annotation, molecular function: phosphatase activity. The record is from RefSeq and is a predicted model, not a curated record. NCBI's taxonomy places the organism in Eukaryota, Metazoa, Chordata, Actinopteri, Clupeiformes, Clupeidae.